AUGCUUGCUAACCCAUUCCCUGACCUUUCCAAUGAGCAGGAGGAUGCUUUGAAAAUAAACUUACAGCAAUGGGCCCUUACCAAUGGAUUGGUGAUGUACCCGCCAAAUUUUGAGCCAUGCCAAGUAAAUGUGGCUCCGAUAACAUUGUUCCCCACACCAAUACCUAGAUCAUGCUUUGAUAGUGCGAAUAAGGUGCAAAAAUUGUUCAAUGAACUAUAUGUGAGUUUAGUUAGCAAAGAGAAGUCAUGGUUAGUUGGAAUUUUGGCGGAAUUGGCUCAGUUUGAUCCAGAGUUUACAGGAAAAUUGUUUGAAAUUUAUCAAAAAUCAAUAGCGGAUGGUGUGUUGCAGCCGCUAUCAUUGGGAAUAUUUCGAUCCGACUACAUGAUAGAUUCAAAAUCCAACGAGAUUAAACAAAUUGAGUUCAAUACUGUUAGUGUUUCCUUUGGUGGUUUGUCCACAAAAAUUGGUCAACUUCAUAACUUUUUAAAUGCAAAUGGAUUUUUCGAUAAUAAGUAUAAUUUCAAGUACUACAAGGAUGAAGAGAUACCAGUGUCUAAAUCGGUUGACCAGAUAGCGGAAGGUUUAGCCGAUGGUAAUUAUCACUACAACGAAGACAAGAAGUACGCACAAAACACUAUUGUUUUAGUAGUUGUUCAGCCAAAUGAGCGCAACUGUUUUGACCAAAGGUUGAUCGAGUACUCAUUAUUUGAAAACCACGGUGUGCGGUCUUUUAGAGUUACAUUGGAAAAUAUAGUAGACAAGAUCACAGAAAACGAUGGGAAAAUCUAUGUGAAAGAAACCAUGGAUGAAAUUUCCGUAGUGUAUUAUAGAUCCGGGUAUGGACCUGAUGAUUAUGAGGUGAAUCCAGCUAAAACGUGGCACGGAAGGUUUCUUUUGGAGAAAUCAAAGGCGAUCAAGUGUCCAUCGAUAUUGACACAAUUAUCGGGGUCGAAAAAGAUACAGCAAUUAUUGACCAAUGAACAGAUAAUUAGCAAGUUGCUACCGAAAUUAAACAAGACCGAUUUGCAAUUAUUGUUGUCCACAUUUGUCAAGAUUUGGCCUCUUGAUGAUUCUGAAGAAGGGAAAUUGGCCGCAAAGUUGGCAUUUGAGGAGCCGCAGAAUUAUGUGUUGAAGCCGCAAAGAGAAGGAGGUGGUAACAACAUAUAUAAAUUAGAUAUUCCUGAUUUUUUGAAGAAUUUAAAGAAGGAGGAGUGGGGUGCCUAUGUAUUGAUGGAAUUGAUUACGCCUCAAACAUAUAAAAACAAGAUUAUUCGAAAUGAAGAGAUAUUUAACGAAGAUAUCAUAUCGGAAUUGGGUAUUUUUGGAACUACUUUGUUCUCUGAAGAAACUGGUGAUAUAAAGACAAACAAAAAUGCCGGAUGGCUUUUGAGAUCUAAAUUUGAAACCUCGAAUGAAGGUGGUGUUGCGGCAGGAUUUGGAUGUGUUGACAAUAUACAUUUGUAUUAA
Messenger RNA from Lodderomyces oxycetoniae, 1467 nucleotides. RefSeq names its product glutathione synthase (gene GSH2). Gene Ontology annotation, molecular function: glutathione synthase activity; ATP binding; glutathione binding. The record is from RefSeq and is a predicted model, not a curated record. NCBI's taxonomy places the organism in Eukaryota, Fungi, Ascomycota, Pichiomycetes, Serinales, Debaryomycetaceae. Gene Ontology annotation, biological process: glutathione biosynthetic process. Gene Ontology annotation, cellular component: cytosol. The coding region runs from base 1 to 1467 and encodes 488 amino acids. The transcript has a single exon.